ACGGUUGUUUCAAGUAGGCGUCUGCAGACACAGAAGUGUGAGGAUUUCCGGAGGCGUACGUGAACGCCUCACAGUGGGCUGGACGCUGUCGUGUCUCCCUGUGUCCUUUACCUCCGCUCCGCUCCUCACUUUCAUUUCUUUAAGCCGGGAGGCUCCGACAGCAGCAGCGAAGCGAGAGGGAGAGUGAAAGCGCUCCCGUGUGGAAAUUCAGACCAGAGUCCAGCCGAAACCAUGGACGGUGAACUCUGCCAGAAGAGCAAACAUCUUCAGUGAGGAAUUAAACUCAUCUGAAUGGACCCCGACGCUGAUGAAAGGACACCUCGGCACAAAACCACAAGACGCUUCGAAGAGCGACUGAGAUUCAGCCCAGCCAAAGCACAGCGAGGCCAUGCUCACGCUAUGACCACGACCAUGGUUCAGUCUGCAAUGUUGACAGUCCUGAUACAUGUUUUCCUGUUGUCCCACGGUGCUCAGUGUUCGGGGGGCGACGAGGGAGCCUCCCUCCACUCGGCUGCCGUGGACCUCCCCUGGCAGGAUGAGCUGUGCUGUGACUCACCGUCAGUCCACCUCACUGCGGAGGGAGACGACACGCACGCACCGGAGACAAAUCGCUCUGAACUGAACCUCCCACAUGAUCCCCGCUGCAUCUUUAGGAGCUCGACAACCGAAACAUCUCCUCAUGAGCCCUCAGACGGCACCUGUCUGGACAUUCUGUGCAGAAUUGAUGAAAACUGGGAAUAUUUAACUUGUGACCUUCAGUCUCACGGUCCAACAACAUCCACUAUGGACGCUGCUCUCAUGGCAGUUAGCUUACGGCGUCUGUUGUCCCAGAAAGAGGACACACAGGUGAACGUUGGGAGAGCUGCACCUGAUAAUCCGGUUGUCUGUGAAGCAGAGGAUUCCUUCAUGUGUUCUGUUGCCCUCAACAGGACGGCAAGCUUUGUCACUAUGGUAACCGUCAGCAUCUCCAACGCUGUAGCUCCACCGGUCCUACUCAGAGUUCCUGCUCGGCCUGUGAAACCAAGUCCUCCAGUCAACCUGUCACAUAUCCAGACCAUCGAGGCAGAACUGAUUUUACACUGGGAAGAUCCCACAGACUCUGAUACUGGCCUGCUGAGAUACGAGGUCCGAUACUCCUCCAACACCACUCACCCAGCCUGGCAGGUGGUGUCUGCACCUGGAGAGCCCAGGUUGUCUCUGGAUCUGAAGCCCAGGCUGAACUACACCAUCCAGGUUCGCUGCUCCAGCCUGGACAGCCCUCCACUGUGGAGCGACUGGAGUGAACCUCACCACAUCUACCUGGACACGGUGAGCUACAUCCCUGAGAAAGUGGUGGUGCGACCAGGGGAGAACGUAACAGUUUACUGUGUGUUCAACGACCACAACAUCAAUGCCAGCACGGCCAUGUGGAUACUCAACUUCGAACAGCGGCUUCAUCGCAGCCAGUACCACCCGGUCAACCAGUGGGUCAGCCAGAUCACAGUGCGUCCUUCUGAGACUCGCAUGUAUGACCUCCUGCAGUGUACUCAAGAGUGGACCAUCCCAUACAGCCAGAUCUAUGUAGAGGGAGCUUCCAUUGAUAUAAACUGUGAGACGAACGGGGAUAUUGACGCUAUGGAGUGUAGCUGGAAGAACACGCAGUGGACUAAACCGGAAUUCAGGUCCAGGUGGGCUGACCUGCCGUGUGACGUGAUGGAGGAACGGGAAAGAGCGGGUGAGAAAGUGGGGGAGAUGGGGCACGCUUGCCUGCAGGUCCACUUGAGGCAGAAAACCUGCACCAUUCAGCCUCUGAGGAUGAACUGCUACAAGCUGUGGCUGGAGGUGCCGUCUCUACUGGGCCCCAUCAGGUCGAAACCCGUCUACCUGUCCCCCAUAGACCAUGUGAAACCCCACCCGCCCACUAAUGUGAAGGCAGUGAGCCAGAGCAGUGGAGUACUGACGGUCACAUGGGAGCCUCCUUCCCUGCCAGUCGAGGGGCUCCAGUGUCAGUUUCGGUACCAGUCCCCAUCCGCUGUGAGAGCCCAGCCGGAGUGGAAGGUACAGAAUCCAGUGCGGGUGCCGUGGGCGGAGGUCGCAGUGUCCGACAUGUGCCGGGUUUAUGUGGUACAAGUACGCUGCAUGCACGCCAGCGGCACUGGCUACUGGAGCGAAUGGAGCGACCCGGUUUACUCCACACCUCAGAACAGCAGAGCUCCUGAACGCGGUCCUGAUUUCUGGAGAAUUCUUCAGGAUGAUCCAUACAGAAACCAGACUAAUGUCACUCUGCUGUUUGAGCAUCUCCAAAUAUCAGGGGACACUUACUGUGUGGAUGGAUUUAUAGUCCAGCACCAGGACUUGAGUGGUUCUGUGAUGAGGAAGCAGAUAGAGCUGGCGUCCUCCUACAGCUUCGAGUGGAACCAGAUGCUCCAAACUGUGACUGUGGAGGCUUACAAUAAUCUGGGCAGCUCCACUAACAACAUCAACAUGACACUGGAGAGACGACCCAAACGCCGCUGCAUGCGUUCGUUCAGUGUGUUGGUUAUCAACAGCACCUGUGUGUCUCUGUCGUGGACUCUGUUGGACAACAGCUCUGUACCCCUCUUCAUGGUGGUCCAGUGGUCUCCACAGAGGCAGCAGGACUCUGACCAUCACAAAGGCCUGAGUGGAGACACGUGGGCCAGAAUACCCUACACUGACCGUCCCACUUAUCUUAGAGGUGAUUUCUUUGGCUCUGAGGAUUGUGGCUUCUACUUGUACCCUGUGUUUGCUGAUGGAGAAGGCGAGCCAGCGUACACGACAGCCACCAGAGGGGACCCUGCAGCCUAUAUGAUGCUGAUGAUCAUCUCCUUCCUCGCCGUCGUCCUGUUCGUCACCUUGAUCCUCUCCCAAAACCAGAUGAAAAGGUUUGUGUGGAAGGAUGUGCCCAACCCAAACAAGUGCUCCUGGGCCAAAGGACUAGACUUCAAAAAGGCUGACACGUUUGAUCACUUGUUCCGCCCAUCAGAGGGCCUCCCAACCUGGCCGCUGCUCCUGCCUUCUGAGAACAUUUCCAAAGCCGUGAUAGUGGACAAGGUUGACAUCUCAGCUCCCACUGCAGCUCUGGUCCAAGCCCCUCUCGUGUCCCUGACUCCGGAGCCAGCUACCACCUUAUCUGUCUCUCUUCUGCUGGGGUUUGACUCAGAGGUUGACCAAGCGGAGCCCGGGGAAGGUGAGGUGCACCGAGGUGGCGCUCCUUCCUUUGCUCUUAAUCUGGAUGCUUUAACCAGUUCAAGUCCAAUAAUCGAUCAGUUACAGCUAGUCGACCCCCCAGCAGACCAGCCCCCAGGCAGCACUGACAGCUCUGCCCAGUCUUCAGUCACAUACACCACCGUGCUGCUCUCCGGUCCCAAGCCGCAGGAGCAGCAGCCCAUUCAUCUCCACUACAAGGAUGGCAGUGGCAGCAGUUCCAGUGAUGAAGGCAAUUUCUCCGCAAACAACUCGGACAUUUCUGGAUCUUUCCCCGGGGGCCUGUGGGAGCUGGACGACCCGCGGCGCUCCUGCUCCUAUAAUUCUAUUGAGGAGCUUUCUGAAACAUCAGAGCAAGAAGUAGAAGAGCAGGCGAGGGAGGAGAAGGACUUGUAUUAUCUAGGAAUGGACUAUCCAGCAGAGGACGAGGAAAGCGAGGAAGACGAGAAGCAGAGAGACAUGGAGACAAACACUGAGCUGCUCAAAAAUGUGGUUUUGAACAGAGAAGACUGUUCUGCGGAGUCGCACCCUUUGCUCGCCUCCGAGGACUCGAACGAGCUGCAGUCGCCGCCAGCGCGUGGCUUCUCUCCACUGUACCUGCCUCAGUUCAGAACUGCUCCAUGCACGAGGCAACUCACAGCUCAGGCACAAGACGGCAAACCCCAGCUGUGACUCUCACACGGACUCCAUUUAAAUGAGAAUGUGCGCCUUUAAAUCCGUUGACAUCGUGGACUGCGUUAUGAUUCAGCAUUUACCAAAGCGGAUUUGCACACGUUCCCUCAGAUAUAGUCAGGUGUGGAGCUGGAAAAUGUAAAAAAUAAAUAAAUAAAAAAUACCUCGAUUAUGUAUGAUUGCAAAUGAUGUUCAUCAGUGCUGCUAUUGUGUUCUUUGGGAAGAGAUUUCAGGGGGGCACAAGCCUCAUUUAAGAGGCAUUUCUUUCUUUCUUUAUGGGGAUUCAAAACCCAGAUUCUACUGUGCCACACUGCAGUUGGUUACUGAUGCAGGAGAGUCUGGAAACAUUAAACUCACAUAUCACAGGUGGUCAUACCUUCGCUGCACAUAAAAAAAAAAAAAGGCGUGUGCCUUUGUUCACUCAUCUGCUGCCGUGUAGAAAACAAGUUGUGUUUCGUUUCGUGCUCUGCUUAGUUCUUUUGGCUGCAUUUUAAGCGAAGCAUGAAAGAGAUUCAAAGAGAAUAAUUAAAGGCACAGAAAGCGAGAGGGGAAAAGGCACAUGAUCUGCUCAGUUUUGGUUUCCUUAGAGCACAUUAGACUGUGAAGUGAAGACAAACAUUGGAUGUCACUCCAAAGCUAUUAGUGUGACUAAAUGGAACCAGGUCACAAUGAAAACAGAUGUAGUCUGUGAAUUUUGGACAAAGAUUUUACUGCAUUUUUAGGCAGCUUGCGCAACACCAUCUGCAUGGACUAACUCACCCACCAACCCAAAGAAUGUCUUUUUGUACUUGUAAUGUGUUUGAGGCUCUGUUACAGUUUGUGAGAAAUGUAAUAACUAUUUUUUUUCUGUGUUUUGGCCAUGAACACGAACUCCUGCUGUCCAGUGUAAAAUAAAAGACAAAAGAAUGUAUAUUUGAAAGCAGAGGAAGACAGAAAAGCAACAUUAGAGAAAUGUUGAAAUGUGGCUGACAGAAAUUGAGAGUUAUUGUUAUUGUAUAUUAUUGAGAUCCUUUGUCUAUUUUUCAUGGUGAAAAUAAAGUGUUCAUUGUGA
Molecule: messenger RNA, 4927 nt
Organism: Scatophagus argus
Lineage: Eukaryota; Metazoa; Chordata; Actinopteri; Scatophagidae
Gene: lepr
Product: leptin receptor
Exons: 21
Coding region: 292-3876 (1194 amino acids)
Biological process (GO): immunoglobulin mediated immune response; cytokine-mediated signaling pathway
Cellular component (GO): external side of plasma membrane
Molecular function (GO): cytokine receptor activity; protein binding
Source: RefSeq, a predicted model, not a curated record